UCAGCUUCCUGUCAGCCAAAUCAAAGACCUGUUCUUCAAUCCAAAAUUUGUUUUGCUUUUUCUUCAGCCACUGAUCCACCCAGUCGUUUCAGGUAUACUCGCCGUAGUCUCCAAUCACCUCCGCCGAAUCGUUCCAUUUUUCCGAAUUUUGGUUUCUGGUAAUCUUCACUUCCAGUGACUGUGAGUCACACAGGUUUCAAGUAUAAAUUGAGUGAUUUUGCAUUGUGAAUUGUGAUGUCUCCGCCACUGCUUGGUGUUGAUGAGGAGGAGGGUCAGAGCGAUGUUACAUUGUUGGCUUCUUCGGGUUCUAUGGAGAGUGUAUGCCAGAACAGUUUGGAACUGAAGGAGCGAAAUUACAUGGGAUUGUCUGAUUGCUCUUCGGUAGACAGUUCGAAGGUCUCUGCUGUCUCUGAUGGAAGUAAAAGUAGUCUGCAUUUGAAGGCUACAGAACUUAGACUUGGGCUUCCUGGAUCCCAGUCUCCUGAGAGAAACUCAGAGGCGAGGGUAAUCUCCACUCAACUUGAUGAGAAGCCCUUGUUCCCGUUGCAUCCUCUAAAGGAUGGCCACCAUUCUUCAUUGCAGAAAACAGUUGUUUCGGGAAACAAGAGAGGUUUCUCCGAUGCUAUGGAUGAGUUCUCAGAGGGGAAAUAUGCUAAUUCAGAGGUAAACCUGUUACUGUCACCCAGACCUUCUCCAAACUUUGGACUGAAAUCUGGUUCUGCUCUUGAGAACCUUGGGACUCAACCACCCAAAACAAAAGAGGUGGCACCAGCAAAGGUAGUACAAGAGAGGCCUCAUGCUGUCAACGAAAGCAGACCGAAUCAUAACGAAAAUAGUACUAGCGGUGCACCUGCUUCCAAGGCGCAGGUUGUGGGUUGGCCACCUAUAAGAUCAUUUAGGAAGAACUCAUUGGCCAGUACAUCAAAAAACACUGAGGAAGUAGAUGGAAAAUCGGGCCCUGGUGCUCUGUUUGUCAAAGUCAGCUUGGACGGUGCACCUUAUUUGAGGAAAGUAGAUUUGAAAAAUUACUCUGCAUACCAGGACCUUUCUUCUGCUCUUGAAAAGAUGUUCCGCUGUUUUACCAUAGGUCAAUAUGGGUCUCAUGGAGCUCCAGGCAGAGAGAUUAGCGAAAGCAAGCUGAAAGAUCUGCUUCAUGGCUCAGAAUAUGUUCUAACUUACGAGGACAAAGAUGGUGACUGGAUGCUCGUGGGCGAUGUUCCUUGGGACAUGUUCAUUGAUACCUGCAAAAGGAUGAGGAUUAUGAAGAGCUCUGAUGCCAUCGGCCUAGCACCAAGGGCCAUGGAGAAGUGCAGGAACAGGAACUAGCCGGUAAUAUACAUUGUGAUGUCUUCCAUCCAACAGUCUGGAAUGAAGGCAAUGCCUAAAACCACGGCAACCAGAUAAAUCGGAGUGCAAGGAUUUGUAGAUCUUUGGGCUGGACGGGACAUCACAGGUGGCUGGUCUUACUAUCUUAAUACUACAUCUGUGUUUUUUGUUUACCGUGGAUUCAUGUUUCCGAGCGUUCUGUUUCUAACUUAUUUACGUUAUCAAAGCUACCGAAACUCAAUCUCUGCAGUUGUAUGUGCACAGGUUCCUGUUCCCAUACAGGAUCCUUAAGUUUGUAAAGUGCCAAUUGUUUGUGAACCUUUUGUGAUGAAUGCGUGUGAGCUAAAACUUCCAAGUUUCUGUCA
Molecule: messenger RNA, 1691 nt
Organism: Pyrus x bretschneideri (Chinese white pear)
Lineage: Eukaryota; Viridiplantae; Streptophyta; Magnoliopsida; Rosales; Rosaceae
Product: auxin-responsive protein IAA8-like
Exons: 7
Coding region: 235-1326 (363 amino acids)
Biological process (GO): regulation of DNA-templated transcription
Cellular component (GO): nucleus
Molecular function (GO): protein binding
Source: RefSeq, a predicted model, not a curated record